Papaver somniferum (opium poppy) is the source of this 2634-nucleotide messenger RNA. RefSeq lists its product as uncharacterized. The record is from RefSeq and is a predicted model, not a curated record. NCBI's taxonomy places the organism in Eukaryota, Viridiplantae, Streptophyta, Magnoliopsida, Ranunculales, Papaveraceae. Gene Ontology annotation, molecular function: RNA-DNA hybrid ribonuclease activity; nucleic acid binding. The coding region runs from base 1 to 2634 and encodes 877 amino acids. The transcript has 2 exons.
AUGGGGGCACCAGGACCUGAUGGUUUUCCCCCUGGUUUCAUUAAACAACAUUGGAACAAACUUGGUAAUGAUGUUAUUGCUCUUGUUCAGGGUUUUUUCUUAUCUAAAAAACUCCCUGCAGGCAUAAAUCAUACAUAUAUAUCUCUAAUACCAAAAGUUCCUAAGCCAACAUAUCCAACAGAAUUUAGGCUUAUUAGUUUAAGCAAUGCCACUUAUAAAAUCAUAUCAAAAAUCUUAACCAAUAGGCUUAAACCAAUGUUGGAUAGGCUGAUUAGUCAAAACCAAUCUGCUUUCAUUUCGAAAAGGAAAAUUACAGAUAACAUAAUAGUAGCUCAUGAGCUUCUACAUUCUAUGAAAACCAGAAGACUUAAGCAUGGUUCUUUUGCUCUUAAGCUAGACUUAUCAAAAGAUUUUGAUAGACUAGAGUGGGACGUUGUAGUUUUCAUGCUAAAAAGUUUUGGUUUUGAUAACUCUUUUUGUGAUUUAAUUUUUGAAUGUAUAUCUACUGGUCUUUCUAGACUCCUUGCUAAAUUUGAAGCUGAUGGUAAGAUUGAAGGUCUUAAAGCAGCUCAUUCUUCUCCACCAAUCACUCAUCUGUUGUUCGCAGAUGAUUUCUUUGUUUUUGGUAAGGCUAGCAUCACUCAGGUAAGACAUUUGCUUGAAGUUUUUAAUAUUUUCUGUUCUUCUAGUGGUCAAGCCAUAAACUUUCAGAAGUCUGGUAUAUAUUUCCCUCCCAAAUUUCAUCAUAAGCAUUGUAAAUUAAUUGCAAAUGUGUUGAAAGUUAAAAGAAUCUCUAAGGAUGACAGGUACUUAGGUACUCCAUUGUUUUUUCAUAGAGCUAAAACCUUGAACUUUGAUCCUCUACUUGAAAAAACCUAUGCUAGACUUAGAGGAUGGAAAUCAAAGCUUCUAUCUCAAGCGGGAAGUACCAUUUUAAUCAGUUCUGUUACUUCUGCUUUUCCAACUUUUCAAAUGAGUUUCACUGAAUUUCCUGACAAAACUUUAGCUAAAAUGGACAGGUUACAAAGAGAUUUCUGGUGGAACAAAUCUGAUCAAAAAAAUCGGGUUUAUUCCAAAGAUUGGAAAUCUAUUUGUAUUCCUAAGUCCCAGGGGGGUUUGGGACUUAGAAAUCCAAAAAAAUUCAAUGUUUCUAUGCUUACUAGACUUACUUGGAGAGUUAUUUCUAAUCCUAAUGCUCUGUGGGUCAAGGUGUUAAAGUCUAAAUAUUUUAAAAACACUAACCCUCUUUUAAAAUCUAGGAGAACUACCAUUUCUUGGAUCUGGUCUAGUAUUAGAACAGGUAUGGAAAUUUUAAGAGAAAAUUGUAUUUUGGAUCUGUCUUUGCAUUCUAACUUAGACAUUUGGUCUGAAAGAUGGAUUCCAAAUGCAGAAUUCCCUAUACAUCCAACUGUUAUAGAAGAAGAAACACCUAUGAAGAUUAAUGAUUUAAUUACAGAUAAUGGGCAUUGGAAUGUUGAUAUUCUAAAUACCUAUUUUGCACCAUAUAUUGUUCAUAGGAUUCUUACUUUACCUGUGCCUAAUGCAGAAGUUGAUGAGCUUAAAUGGUUACAUACUAAGGAUGGUGUACCUAGUGUUAAAUCUGUAUACAGGGUAUUGACUAAGGAUUUAGGUGAUCAUAACCCAAUUUGGAAAAAAAUCUGGAAAUUAAAAUGUCAACCUCGAGUACAGUUAUUCCUUUGGAAACUUUAUUCUGAUGCUUUGCCUUUUAAUAGUAGACUAGCAAGACAUACCAAGAAAGCUUCUCCCUCUUGUUGUUUGUGCACUUGCGGUCAGAAUGAAGAUGCAAUCCAUCUUUUUAUAAACUGUCCUUUUGUUACUGCUAUAUGGUUUGGGCUUGGUUUAACUCCUUUAUUUGCAGGAUCUAACUAUACUACUAUGCAUGGAUGGAUUGAUUAUCUUUUUCAUAAUUAUAAUAAAAUUUUGGUAGGAAAAGCAACAUAUGUUAUGUGGUCUGUUUGGAAACAUAGAUGUGAUGUUAUAUUUAAGAAACUUAGACCGAAUAAAACUAUGCUUGUAAAAGAUAUUUCCUUCCAGCUUUCUUGCAUUGAAAAAAAAGGCAUUUCAAUUGACAAGAUGUCUGUUGUGGAUAAUCGUACUGAUUUGCAGAGUCUAUUUAGAAAGAACAAGAAAAUUAUACUAAUUGAUGCAUCUUUUGAUCACUUGACAGGUAGAUAUGGAACUGCCUCGAUCCUCAUGGAUGAUAAUGGGGAAUGUCAACAUGCAAGAGCAUCGUUUGGUUUGACUACUGGACCUGAGGAGGCAGAGUGUAUUGCUCUCAAGGAUGCAAUUGGAUGGGCUUUGAUGGUAAAAGCUAUUUCUGAUAUCAUAUUUGUUGGCGACUGCGUUUCUGUGAUUCAGUCAUUUAAGGAUUUCAAUAUCAAUUUAGGACGGAGAGGAAAGAAAAUUAUGAGAGUCUGGCAAGCCAUGUAUGGCUGUUUUAGGAAUUGUGUUUCAUGUUUUCUUAGUAGAGAUAAUAUAUGGAUAAUAGAUACUCAUGCUAAAGGUAUUAAGAGCUCUACAGUUUCAAACUUCACUACUUUAAAUAUGUCACACGGUGACAAGGAUAAUUUCUUUCAAGCUUUAUGUAAUGGGCAGUGCCCUAGUUUAAUCUAA